Nannizzia gypsea CBS 118893 is the source of this 414-nucleotide messenger RNA. RefSeq lists its product as hypothetical. NCBI's taxonomy places the organism in Eukaryota, Fungi, Ascomycota, Eurotiomycetes, Onygenales, Arthrodermataceae. The coding region runs from base 1 to 168 and encodes 55 amino acids. The record is from RefSeq and is a predicted model, not a curated record. The transcript has a single exon.
AUGAAUAACCCCCAGAAAGGCGUCGGGGGCAAUGCCCAAGCGGCGGAUAUGAUUAAGGGACAGGGAUCCAAAUUUCAGCCAGAAUCCGGACAGCUGGGUGGUGUAUUUGUUGGGCAAAGGGUCGGAGGCAGACCAGGCCAGUGGGCUGCACGGCGGUUUGGCAAGUAGUAUAAAUGUAUUAAUAUGAAGUAACGCAAGAAGCUCGCAAACCCGUCGAGGAUAAGGGUCUUGAGGCCGGGCGGCAAUUAAGGCUCGAGUCUGGACACGGGGGCAACGGCGAUGUAUCAAACACAGCAGUUAAACCAGCAAAACGUCUGUAUUAAGGCAUGAGUCGAAGCAUAAGAGACCGGAAAAAGGGCGCGAUAGGAGAAUGCGGCAGGAAGAGAAGGGGAAACGAGGUUUCGAUCACGUCGG